Messenger RNA from Dermacentor andersoni, 3085 nucleotides. Its product is annotated as WD repeat-containing protein 3. Gene Ontology annotation, cellular component: Pwp2p-containing subcomplex of 90S preribosome; small-subunit processome. Gene Ontology annotation, biological process: maturation of SSU-rRNA. Gene Ontology annotation, molecular function: snoRNA binding; protein binding. The record is from RefSeq and is a predicted model, not a curated record. NCBI's taxonomy places the organism in Eukaryota, Metazoa, Arthropoda, Arachnida, Ixodida, Ixodidae.
CGGCAAGUUGGCAUCAUGGCGAGCACAUGGCACCGGUGUUCGCAUCGUUUUCGUUAAGCAUGGGCGAUUAAACGUUGACCCAGCGGUGUGCUUGUCCGCAGCAGGAGUCCAGCACUUGGUACUUUUGAUUUACCAAGAUGCCGCUGACACACCAGUACCUGCGUUUCACCAGUGGGCCUGUGUUCGGCGUUCUGGCCAGCGCCGAGGCGCGGGUCGCCUUCGUGCGCUACCAAGACACGGCGUCCCGGUAUUAUGCCGUGACCGCCUGCGAAAACGUGCUUCUGUGGGACACCAAGACCAAGCAGAAGGUGAAAACCUUCUCCAGCCAGAAGCAUUUGGCCACGUGCCUCGUUACCAGUCCCGAUCACCGGCAUGUGGCCGUCGGAUACGCUGACGGCGCAGUGCGCAUCUUCGACGUGGGCCAGGACGACGGUGAAGCCGCGAUCACGUUCCAGGGUCACAAGGCAGCCGUUACCAGCCUCGACUUCGACGAAGGAAGGCUCGCGUCGGCCGGAAAGGACGCGGUGAUCAUCCUGUGGGACGUCGUCGGCGAGGCCGGCAUGUUCAGGCUCAAAGGGCACAAGGGAGUCGUGACGCGGUGCCGCUUCAUGCGCCAUCGCGGAAACGUGCUCGUGUCCAGCUCCAAGGACACGUUCAUCAAGUUUUGGGACCUGGAGACACAGCACUGCUUCAAGACGCUCGUCGGUCAUCGCGGCGAGGUGUGGGACUUUGUGCUUGUCCGCGGUGACAGCUGGCUCGUGACGGGAAGUGCCGACAGCGAACUGCGAGUCUGGGAGAUCACCGACAAGCAGCGGGGCCAGGACAGUUCUGGAGACGCAGCAGAGACGAAGAAGAGUCGUCCAGACGCCGCGGAAGACGGUGUAGGGCGCAGCGACGAGGGCGACGAGGAGGAAGAAGCGGAGGACGAGGCGGGUUGCCCGCUGACAUGCACCAAGUUCGGCAGCGUCAUGCGGGAAGGUAAAGGCCGGGUGUGCUCCCUAGCCGUGGACCCGUCGGAAAGGGCGAUCCUCUGCCACGGCGUCGACUCCUUGGUUGAAGUUUUCAAGUUGAACGACGAGACCGAGGUCAAGAGCAAGCUUCAAAAGCGACAGCGCAAGCUCCGAAAGCGACGCCUCAAGUUGGCCUCCGAGGAUCAGCCGGAGGAGGAGCAGGAGCCGCGUGUCGAGGUGACCAUUGCCGACAUGGUGGAGAGGCUGCAGACGUUCAGGUGCAGCAGCAAGCCUUGCUGCCUCGACAUCUUCUCCGCUAGAAAUGGUCUGGCAAAGGCUGCAGUUGGUCUCAAGAACAACCAGGUCGAGUUUUACGUCUUCAACAUGAUGGACAAGAGCGUCACGCCGGUGCUAGCCGAGAGCAUCCAACUCGCCGGCCACAGGAGCGACGUGAGGGCCCUGUCCUUCAGUUCCGACAACACGGGUAUCUUGUCAGUCAGCGGUGAGACAGUUAAGGUGUGGGGUCGCACCAGUCAGCAGUGCCUGCGAAGCAUGGCGUGCGACUAUGGCCUCUGCUGUUCUUUUUUGCCUGGUGACAGACACUGUAUUGUGGGCACAAAGACGGGCAAGCUGCAGCUCUUUGACAUUGGUGCCAAAAGCCUAAUCGAUGAAGUCACGGCACACAGUGGUCCCGUGUGGUCGCUGGAUGUGUACCCGAAUCAAAAGGGGCUUGUUUCAGGAAGCGGUGAUAAGACUGUCAAGUUCUGGGACUUUGACCUCGUCGACAGAAAUGGUGUGCAGGCCCUGACGUUAGUCCAUGCCAGAACUCUUGAAAUGGCAGAAGAUGUGCUGUGUGUCCGAGUAACUCCCAACAGCAAACUGCUUGCAGUGUCACUCAUGGACAGCACUGUGAAAGUUUUCUUUAUGGACACACUCAAGUUCUUUCUGUCCUUGUAUGGUCAUAAGUUUCCUGUGCUCUGCAUGGAUGUCAGCUAUGACAGUGCCCUCCUGGCAACUGGUUCAGCCGAUCGUAGUGUCAAGAUCUGGGGGCUCGACUUUGGGGAUUGCCAUCGGUCUAUCCUUGCACAUGACGACAGUGUCAUGUGCCUCAGGUUCUUGCCCAAGACGCACAUGUUCUUCACAGGAGGCAAGGACUCGACCAUCAAGCAAUGGGAUGCAGAUAACUUUCAAAAGAUUGUCACCCUUGAAGGCCACCAGGCAGAAGUGUGGGCAUUGUCCAUCAGCCCUGACGGACGGUAUGUGGUCACGGCCUCGCACGACCGAUCCCUGCGCCUCUGGCUCAAGACUGAGGAGCCUCUUGUACUCGAAGAAGAGCGUGAGAACGAGAGGGAGGCCGAGUUUGAGACCAAUACAAAUCUCGAGGAAGCGGUCAUCCCGAGGGAAGGUGGCAAGGACGAGCUAGGCCUGGCUGCCAAGAAGACGACCGAGACGGUCAAGAUUGCGGAGCGUCUUUUGGAAGCCAUAGACGUCUACAGGGAGCACAAGGCGAAGUUGGAAGAAUACGAAGUCCAGCGUAAGGCAUCUGCAGAACCAAUCACACCCCCCGCACCACAUCCACUGAUGACUGUCUACCAGACAACUUGCCCUGAGCGUUACAUGCUGGAGGCACUCAGGAGGAUACGCUACAGUGAACUGGAAGAGACGCUGCUUGUCCUUCCGUUUGGAUACGUCACGGACCUUCUCAAGGCACUCUCUGAACUGCUGAGUCGCAACUGGGAGGCAGAACUGUGCUGUCGCUGCCUGUUUUUUCUGCUCAGAGUGCACAGCGGACAGAUCGGGGCCACCUCAGCGCUGGUUUCAACUGUAGAUAGGCUGCGGCUUUGCACUCUCAGCCACCUGGACCAAGCCAGAGAUGAAAUUGGCUACAACCUGGCUGGGCUCAACUUUCUACAGCGUGAGAUUGAUGCGCGGGAAGAAGUGUCACUCUUUACCGAUGCAACGAGAGCAUUCAAGGAACGGAAGAAGAAGAAAACGAAGAAGGAACGAGCUAUACUUUCAGUUGUGGCCUCAUGAAAAACUCAUUGUAAUAAAUGUGAUGGUGGCAAGGUAUGAACUCCUGUAUACACUUGUGCGUAUGAACUACAGGGUGAAAGAAUAAAUUGGUGUUUUCAGAA